This is a messenger RNA of Limanda limanda (common dab), 2679 nucleotides long. RefSeq lists its product as uncharacterized. Bases 122 to 2209 code for a protein of 695 amino acids. The transcript is spliced from 20 exons. Gene Ontology annotation, molecular function: calcium-dependent cysteine-type endopeptidase activity; calcium ion binding. The record is from RefSeq and is a predicted model, not a curated record. Lineage: Eukaryota; Metazoa; Chordata; Actinopteri; Pleuronectiformes; Pleuronectidae. Gene Ontology annotation, cellular component: cytoplasm. Gene Ontology annotation, biological process: proteolysis.
AGUACCUAAAGUACCUGGAGAACCUGCAGUAUCUAAAGUACCUGGAGUAUCUAAAGUACCUGAAGUACCUGGAGUAUUUGAAGUACCUGAAGUACCUGCAGGAUCCCUCCGGACCUCCACCAUGAUCAAGUCCCUCAGCGUGUCCUCGGACGGAUCUCUCCCCUUCGAGGACGACGUGGACUCGGUGUGUUCGGACGAGCUGCUCGGGUCCCAGUCCCGCCGCUGGCUCUCGGAGCUGCUGACCGGGGACAUGCCUCCGGAGGCCGGGGACGCGAGCACCGUGGGCCGGGACGGGCUGUUCGUGGACUACCACUUCCCCCUGGGGGAGCUGGAGAUGAACCCCGGGGUGCAGUGGAAGAGGCCGAGGGAGCUGUGUCCGUCCCCUCAGUUCAUCGUGAAGGGAGCGUCACGCCUGGACAUCCGCCAGGGGAAACUCAACGACUGUUGGCUUCUCUCUGCCAUCGCCUCCCUGGCGGUGAACCCGUCUCUACUGGUCAAGGUGGUUCCUCUGGAGCAGAGUUUCCAGAACGGAUACAACGGGAGCUUCACCUUCAGGUUCUGGCAGUACGGUCAGUGGGAGGAGGUGAGAGUGGACGACUUGCUGCCGACUCAGGACAACAACCUGAUCUACCUCAGCUCCCCCGACAGACACGAGUUCUGGAGCUCGCUGCUGGAGAAGGCCUAUGCCAAGCUGAAAGGCGGCUACAGAGCUCUGGACAUGGGCCUGCCUCACGAGGCGAUGGUGGACAUGACGGGCGGCGUGUCCGAGGUGCUGAACAUCUCCCUCCUGCCCAGGAACCUGCCGGCCGUCCUCAAAAACCUUCUGUCGAAAGGAGCGCUCAUCAACUGCGCCAACUGUCAGGGUGCUCUGGAGAAAAGAAAUGAACUGGGGAUCAUGUACAGACAUGCCUACUCUGUGACAGCAGUAGAAAAGGUGAAGACGGCGUACGGCACCGUGGAUCUGGUGCGACUCCUCAACCCCUGGGGCAACACGGAGUGGGUGGGGCCCUGGAGCGACGUGGAAGGCCUGGAGUGGAGCACAGUGAGCCUGGAGGAGCAGAAGCGCCUGCAGCGAGUCCAACGGGAAGACGGCGAGUUCUGGAUGUCGGUGUCGGACUUUGAGAAGCAGUUUGAGACGAUGGAGGUGUGUCACCUGACCGACAGCCCGGACUCCGGCGUGCUGCCGUGGCGCUGCAUCAUGCUUCAUGGGAACUGGGUCCCGAGCGUCUCAGCAGGAGGAGCUCCCCAAGGAGGCUGGUUCUGGCAGAACCCUCAGUUCCAGUUCAUCCUGCCCGAGGGCGACAGCAGCGACUCGAAGAAGAGCUGCUCCUUCAUCUUGUCUCUGAUGCAGAAGCACCACCGACGCCGAGGCACGGACCUGUCCCUCGCCCUGCACGUGUUCCCGGUCCAUCCCAAAAAAACCUACUUGUCUCCUGAGGACCUGAAGGCCGUCCGCCCGGUCCUCAGCAGCACCCACUACUCCUCACGUCGGGAGGUGGUUCUCCGUGGUUCCCUUCCGCCCGGAUCCUACGUCAUCAUCCCCUCCACCUUCGAGCCCAACCAGCAGGGGGCGUUCCUCCUCCGGGUGCUGACGGAGCAGGGCAACACAGCCGCUCCAGCUAACAAACCACCACAAAACGUCAAUUCACAAACUGAGCCGUCACAUCCUCACCAGGCUGCGCUGCCUUCUCCCAAAUCCACCAGACUCCUGUUUAUGAAACACUGCAACAAGAAGGGGAUUUGCAAACCGCUGCAUCUCCACAGCCUCCUGACUGAGGCCAUACAGGGAGGAGUGUUGGCCGGCAGUGAGAAGAAUCUGGCUCUGGAGCACUGCAAGAGUCUGGUGGUCCUCACCGAUACUCAAGGCACCGCUCGGCUGAACUGGCGUGAGUUCCAGGGUCUGUGGGACAUGAUCAAGAGGUGGACGGACAUCUUCCUGGUGUUUGACAAGAACAAGACGAAGCGUCUGGAGUAUCAGGAGGUCGCUCCGGCCCUGAAGGCUGCAGGGAUCACGGUGGACGACCUGGUGAUGCAGCUGGUUGGCCUGAGAUACACCGAGCCAGACAUGACCAUCAGUUACCCCGGGUUCUUGUACCUGGUGAUGAAACUGGAGAGCAUGAUACAGAAAUUCCAAGCGUACGACGUGGCAGGAAUGGGAACGAUAGCAGUCAGCUACAGACGGUGGCUCCACAUGACCAUGUACAACUGACCUGCUCCACUCGCCAGGACUCACUCUGCUCUUCGUUGAUUUUCUCUUCACUGCUCGAUCUCAAUGUGUGAUUUUCUGUUGUAUUUGUGUAUAUGAACGAUGUCAAGUGUGGUUCAGUGACAGAAACACGAGGCAGACAAGGACAUGUUGUGCCUUUAGUUCCCGGGGUCAAAGGUCAAACACGGACGUGCUGCUGUGAUGUCAGUGAAGUUUAUGAUUCACUGUGUCGGUGACUUUUGAGCCUCAGUCAUCUCAGGGAUGAAUCUUUAAGAUGUUGACAUAAUUUCUGAGCCUGAAUUUAGAACGUUUGACUCCAAAUAACAACAAACUUCCGAACUAAUUUAUGAUAUUAAUUAAACGCUGUUCAACAUGAGAACUGACUCUUAUCCAUGAAGUCAAUCUUUGUGGCUUCAAACUUUCAUUUUCAUACCCAGUAGUUCAUCAUGUAUUUAACUGAUCAUUUCAUAGAC